Thalassophryne amazonica is the source of this 1894-nucleotide messenger RNA. It is a transcript of the gene card9, whose product is annotated as caspase recruitment domain family, member 9. Lineage: Eukaryota; Metazoa; Chordata; Actinopteri; Batrachoidiformes; Batrachoididae. The transcript is spliced from 13 exons. Bases 59 to 1660 code for a protein of 533 amino acids. The record is from RefSeq and is a predicted model, not a curated record. Gene Ontology annotation, biological process: regulation of apoptotic process; positive regulation of canonical NF-kappaB signal transduction.
CCGUCUCUUGUCUUUCAGAGGACCUUCUCUCACAGGCUAAAGUGCUAACAGCUGUUUGAUGGAGUCUGUGUGUGAGGACGACCUCUGCUGGCUGCAGCUGGAAGAUUACAGGAUGCUGCUGAUCAAAUCCAUUGAACCGUCUCGGAUCACUCCCUACCUCCGCCAGUGUCAGGUGAUCAGUGCUGAUGACGAGGAACAGCUGUUCAAUGACCCCGCCCUCAUCAUCAGGCGAAGAAAAGUUGGAGCAUUGCUGGACAUUUUGCAAAGAACAGGGAUCAAAGGUUACACUGCCUUCCUGGAGAGUCUGGAACUGGAUUAUCCUCAGCUGUACAGCCGCAUCACCGGCAAAGAACCCAACAAGACCUUCAGCAUCCUGAUCGACACCGCAGGAGAGUCUGGACUGACUCAGUUCCUAAUGUCAGAGGUCACCCGCCUGCAGAGGGCGCUGCAGGAUGAGCGGAGGCGCCGCCAACAAGUUUGCUCUGCUGCCAAAGAACAGGAGGCGUGGUCUCAGCAGCAGCAGCUGGGGGACCGCGGGAUGAGGAAGGUCACUGAGCGGCUGCAGAAGGUUCGGGAGGAGAGAGAUCGUCUGAGUGAGGAGGCGAAGCAGCUCCGAGAUCACAACUACAGCCUGAUGGCUGACAUCAACAGUCUGAGCCAGGAGAAAAGCCACGCCCUGCUGGCCAACCGAGACCUGCAGAUCGAGGUGGAGCGUCUCAAGCACACCCUGCUGCAGGCUGAAAGUCGGACUCGACUGCUGCGACAUCGGAUACUGAGACCCUUACAGGAGAGCCGGAACCUGGCUUCACCCACAGAGACCUUCUUCUAUUGCAACAGACUGGAGGAGCUAAAAGAGGAGCAACAGGGAGAGGAGAUGGGGAAACAGGUGGAAAAGAAUGAGGAGAAGAUGGAGAAGCAGAAGGAAGAGAGGGAGACUUCACAGCAGGAGCAAGAUGCACCUCCACAGAUGGACCUCCUCAGUACCGUCUACAAACUGAGGAGGGACCUCCAGCAGGCAGAGGAGCGCAGAGCCCAGACGCAGGAGGAGAAGGAGGAGUUGGAGUUGCACUGUAACCAGCUGAAAGGAGAUGUUCGGAUGUUCCGCCAACACAAAAACCAGACACUGCGGCAGCUGGAGGAGGUGAUCAAAGAGCGAGACAAGGCGCUGGUGGCCCAGGCGGCACAGCAGGAGGAGGCGCGGCUGCUCCUGCACGAGAAGGAUCAGUACCGGGAGCAGGUGCGACAGCUGACAGAGCGCUCUGACCGCCUGGAACUCCGCCUGCUCUCCUCCCAUUGCGAGAAGCUCCAGCUGAAGACCCGCCUCCGCAGGCUGACCUGCAUCCGGUCGCCGUGCGAGCCAAGUGUCAGCAGCGAGGAGCCGGAGGAGCCAACAGAGAGCAUCGUCAAAGGCAGAAGCGAGGACGCCCUCAGUAGGAUGUCAGGGGACAAUGAGGAGACUCCACAGGGGGGCGCUGCUGAGUUAGACCUCAAACACUGCAAUGCUGCAUCAUGGGAGCAGGAGACCGAUGACUCUUCAAGCUCUAGAAGUCAACCAAACUUUUUUUACCGCAGGAAGCGAGCUGUCAGGUCAAAGUUGAUUGCUUACACAUCCGCACACCUUGACGAUAGCAGUGGAAGUGACAUCACAGACUCUGACUGAAACCAGCGACUGUGCGAUUCAACGCAGCGCCCAGAGAAUUUAUUCAGACAAUUUCAGAAUUAUGACACAUUUGUCUCUCAGCUUUACGUUUACAAGUUUGUUCGAUUUUCCACUUCUUUUGUUGAUUUCUGUUUAUCUGAGACAUUUUACGGCAGAAUUAAUCCUUUGACGUGGCAUCAUUAAAGUCACAAUAAAAAUUAAACUAAAGUAUCACAGACACAGCACUGAAAAGAA